AUUCCCGCAUGGCGAUUGGCUCUUCAUGAAUGAAAGGCAGUUCUGUGCUCCGCCCUAGCCGUCCGCUGCGCUGCCUUGGUCGGCGCCGUUUCCAGUUGAGAGAUGGCGGCCGCCGCAGGUAGAUCGCUCCUGCUGCUUCUCUCCUCACGGGGCGGCGGCGGGGGAGCAGGCGGCUGCGGAGCGCUGACUGUCGGCUGCUUCCCGGGGCUGAGCGUCAGCCGACACCGACAGCAGCAGCAGCACCACCGGACGGUGCACCAGAGGCUCCCAUCCUGGCAGAACCUAGGAGCUGUUUACUGCAGUACUGUUGUGCCCUCUGAUGAUGUGACAGUGGUUUAUCAAAAUGGGUUACCAGUGAUAUCUGUGCGGCUACCAUCUCGGCGUGAACGUUGCCAAUUCACUCUCAAACCUAUCUCUGACUCUGUUGGUGUAUUUUUACGACAACUGCAGGAAGAGGAUCGAGGAAUUGACAGAGUGGCAAUCUAUUCUCCAGAUGGCGUUCGUGUUGCUGCCUCCACGGGGAUAGAUCUCCUCCUCCUCGAUGACUUUAAGCUGGUCAUUAACGACAUAACAUAUCAUGUACGGCCCCCAAAAAGAGACCUCUUAAGCCAUGAAAAUGCAGCAACGCUGAACGAUGUGAAGACACUGGUCCAGCAACUCUAUACCACGCUGUGCAUCGAGCAGCACCAGUUAAACAAGGAAAGGGAGCUUAUUGAGAGACUAGAGGUCCUCAAAGAGCAGCUUGCUCCCCUGGAGAAGGAAUAUGUUUAUCCAGAAGCCAGAGACAGACAGUACUUACUAUUUUUCCAUAAAGGAGCCAAAAAAUCACGUUUUGACCUAGAGAAAUACAACCAACUCAAGGAUGCAAUUGCUCAGGCAGAAAUGGACCUUAAGAGACUGAGAGACCCAUUACAAGUGCAUCUGCCCCUCCGACAGAUUGGUGAGAAAGACUGAUUGCAAAGAGCCUAUGGAUCCCGGUGGAAAGAACGCCUGUUUAUAACUCUCGCCUUUUUAAUUAAAGCAUUGCAGGUGGACCCUGGGAGCCAUGUGAGAGUAGAGGGUUUUUACCUUUAAUUAUAAAACAAAUACAAAAGGGAUCUUGGGAAAGAGAGCACCAGGCAUUGUGGAAUGUAAGCUCCAAGGGCUUAGUGAACCCUGUCUUAAUCAAGCACCUCAGUCUCUGAAUGAAAUGAUGCAGUUACAUAGCUGAGACUAAAAAUAAAUGAUGCCGGGCUGUUCACCUGCAUCUCCUUCACAGAAUCAGUAAAACAGUCACACACACCAGCACCCUACUCAACUCUAUUGUUUUUUAAUUUAACAUUUCUUAUUUUUUGACAUAGGAGUAAAUGAUAUUCCAGAAAAGGAAAUUCUCAUAAAUGUAGGUGGCAAACAGAGUCUGUGCCCAUGUAAUUCACAUUUGUUUUUUAGUUGGGCUCAGUCUCUAAAAAGUUGCUAGGAAUUUCUUCCUCCUCUCCAUCCCACAACCCCUUUACUAACCUCUGUCCUGUCAGUCGCACUAACUUUAUCCAAAUGAUCAUUGGAACCAAUUUAUGACUGUUUGAUUAUUGAUACUUGGAUUGUCCCCAAUACCUUCCUAAGAUGUAUGCAUAUCCCAAUGCUCUAGAUCAGUAUCUAGAAAUCAUUGGCAAUACUGCAUGAAGUUUUUUGGGGUUUUUUGUUGUUGUUUUGUUUUUUGUUUUGUUUUUGUCAGUCGUGGGGCUUGA
This is a messenger RNA of Dipodomys ordii (Ord's kangaroo rat), 1724 nucleotides long. It is a transcript of the gene Mcu, whose product is annotated as mitochondrial calcium uniporter. The transcript has 7 exons. The record is from RefSeq and is a predicted model, not a curated record. NCBI's taxonomy places the organism in Eukaryota, Metazoa, Chordata, Mammalia, Rodentia, Heteromyidae. Gene Ontology annotation, molecular function: calcium channel activity; uniporter activity. Gene Ontology annotation, biological process: calcium import into the mitochondrion; mitochondrial calcium ion homeostasis. Gene Ontology annotation, cellular component: uniplex complex; mitochondrial inner membrane. Bases 103 to 954 code for a protein of 283 amino acids.